Oncorhynchus nerka (sockeye salmon) is the source of this 2849-nucleotide messenger RNA. RefSeq names its product kinesin-like protein KIFC3. Gene Ontology annotation, biological process: microtubule-based movement. The record is from RefSeq and is a predicted model, not a curated record. NCBI's taxonomy places the organism in Eukaryota, Metazoa, Chordata, Actinopteri, Salmoniformes, Salmonidae. Gene Ontology annotation, molecular function: ATP binding; microtubule binding; microtubule motor activity. Gene Ontology annotation, cellular component: microtubule cytoskeleton.
AGUGUUGGACCGUGACAGUGUUUCCCUGGGUAUCUAGUUCUGUGACUGUCACUGUAACAGUGAGUCCCAGACGGAGGGAGAUGUAUGCCUUCUACUCCCUGCUAGUUUACAUCUUCUACACUGUCUUCAAGAAGGAGGAGGAAGAAUCCCUGGGCAUCUGGGCUGGCAGUGUCAUUGCAGGCUGGCAGUGUGAGCCAGGACGUGUUUCCAUGGAAACAAGGAGCAGGAGAAUAAAAGGCCACACCCCCAGGAAGGAGAGGAAGAAAAGGGGGCGUGGCAGCAGGUUGAGUGACUCCAGCAGUAGCAGUGAUAGUGACGGCCUGUCCCUGAGUGAUGAAGAUGAUGGUGGAGGUGGUGAAGUGCCCGAUAUCCCAGCAUGCACUCCUCUGGGUGCCUUCCUGUCCUUUAAACAAGAGAACGAGAAAAGGAGGGAGGUCCAGGUGCAGCUGGAGACGGCAGGAAAGUUGAUGUCUGAGUCUCCCUUGGUGGCGGUGAUGUCCCACUUGCUGAGUUUUCUGGAGCAGUACUCCCACCUCCAGCAGCUGCAGCAGCAGGCUGAUCAGUACCGGGUCCAGCUGAAGAGGCACCGGGCCCAGCACCGCCGCCAGAUGAAGACCCUGAGGACAUCGUACCGUCAGAGGCUGAGAGAUAAGAACAGCGUCAUCGACAGCCUGGAGGAGGUCAUCGCCACCCAGCAAUACACACCGAGCACCCCGGGGAGCGACGGUGAGUGUGGUGCUGAUGUCCCUGGUGCCGGGGCAGGGCUCCACAGGUUGGUAGAGUCUCUGUAUGGACUACAGGGAGAGAAGAGCCAGCUGAGGGGAGAACUACGGCUGCUGCACUCCCAACUGGAGCAGAGAGAACAGGACCGACACUCACGAGUACAGGUCUUCCAACAUCAGAUCGACGAACUGAAGAGCUGCAUCGAGGAGCGGGAGGAGGAGCUGUCCAGACUGAGAACGGACUCUGUAAGCAUUCGAGACAAUCUGCUCCAUUUGUUAUCAGCAAAGCUGCCGCGCUUUAGUCUGAUAUAACAGAGUCUGACUGUCACCCAGGGCCUCCUGCAGCAUCGGUCUCUGUCUCCCCUCCCAGAAUGUUCCAGCUCUGUACUCAUCAAGGAGAAUGAGAACCUGCGCAGCCGGGUGCAGCACCUGGAGAGUUCCCUGCAGCAGAGGGCUGAUCAGCUGUCUCACCUGGAGCGACAGAGCGAACAAAGCGAGUGGAGGAGAGGAGAGGAGCAGAGGAGAAGAGAGGAGAGAGUGAGGGAGCUGCAGCUAGAGCUGGAUAAAGAGAGGGCCAAAGAGCCACAGGUCAAGAUUGUCACUCAAACUGUGGAGGUGGAGUCACCGGUGACGCUGAGGCAGUUGGCUGAGGCCAGAGAGAGACCAAUCAGAACGAGCAGCUGUCAGGAGAAACUGACCAAUCAGAAAAGUCACCUGCAGAAGAAAAAACACAAGGUGAGAACCCAUGAAAAGUCAGCUGAGAACCCAUAACACCUGCAACACAAGAUUGCAGCGUACGAGCGGGAGAUCAGUGUACUGCAGGAGGAACUGCUGAAGGAGAUAGGUCACCUGGAGGAGAAGAAGGAGGAGGCUGUGAAGGCUGCAGCGACCUGCUCCGUAGAACACUUCCAGAGCCUGCAGGACCAGUUCUUUAAUAUCAGCAGCUCUGACAGCGCUCACCAUCCGACCCUGCGCACCAUGAAGACAGACUACGCCAGCCUGAGGAGUCAGGUCCGAGUGAGAUUUCUCCGACUUCUCGGCGCAGCCAUCACCGACGCCAAGAAACAGAUAUCAGCAGCUAUGAGUGAGAUGUCGGAGGCCAACAAGGACCUCCUGGAGAAGUACAGGAAGGAGGUGGCACUGCGGAGGAAGUACCACGAGCAGCUGGUCGAGCUCAAAGGCAACAUCCGUGUGCUGUGCCGUGUGAAGCCGGUUCUGAAGGAGGACCAGCAUGAGGAGGGCCAAUCGGUGGUGGUAACCACGGACCCCAACAACGAAUCAGCUCUCUCCGUGCUGAAAGGCCAGGGCCGCAGCCAUAACUUUGAACUGGACCGUGUCUUCCACCCUCAGGCCACUCAGGAAGAGGUCUUCCAGGAGAUCGAGCCCCUUGUGACAUCCUGUAUAGAUGGAUAUCACGUCUGUAUCUUUGCCUAUGGGCAGACUGGCUCUGGGAAGACCUACACCAUGGAGGGCAGCACAGAGAACCCAGGCAUCAACCAGCGUGCUCUGAAACACCUGUUUAGUGAGAUAGAGGACAGGAAGGACAUGUGGACGUACACCGUGACUGUCAGCUCUGUGGAGAUCUACAACGAGGUGCUCAGAGACCUGCUGAGUAAGGAUGGAGAGAAGCUGGACAUUAAGAUCAACCCAGACGGAACAGGACAGCUACACGUCCCUGGACUCCGGCUCAUAGAGGUCAAGAGCUUCCAACACAUCAAGAAACUUCUGGCGCAGGCGCGUCGUAACAGGAUCACCUUCGGGACCCAGAUGAACCAGCACAGCUCUCGUUCUCAUGCCCUCCUCAUGAUCACUGUGCUGGGGACUGACCUGGCCAGCGGGGCCAAGACCACAGGCAAGUUGAACCUGGUGGACCUGGCUGGCUCUGAGAGGGUCUGGAAGAACAGGAGCAAGGAGGUGAGGCUGAAGGAGGCCCAGAAGAACAACCGCUCCCUGCUGCUGGGGGAGGUUAUCCAGGCUCUGAGGGGAAGGAGAACACACAUCCCCUGAAACAGUGGCCUCACAUACCUGCUGCAGGACUCACUGGGCAAGGGCAACAAGACGGCCAUGGUGGUGCAGACGUCUGAUGUAACGGUGCAGGUACCUGGACCCCAGCAGGACAUCCUCUGA